Molecule: messenger RNA, 3648 nt
Organism: Echinostoma caproni
Lineage: Eukaryota; Metazoa; Platyhelminthes; Trematoda; Plagiorchiida; Echinostomatidae
Source: the annotation of a GenBank genome assembly
AUGAAAGAAAACGAAAAAGCUGAGUUGCUGAAAGUUCUUCAAUUUUAUCUCUUCGAACGUUUCGCUCGACCAGACUCAUCCUUCCUAGCGAAGAAAACGGCUCAAGUUCUUGCUCUCAUGGCAUGUUGUGAUGGAUUGCACUUAUGCGCGUCUUUGCUCGAAGAAGUCAAAUCUUACUUGCUUUCUUGUCUCCAAAAUCGCGAUUUUGUGAAAAUUACGACCGGGUUAUAUUCCCUUCGAGUCAUAAUUGAACAGAUGCUGAGUCCAUGUGAAGCUAUUGGUUCAAUCAAAACAAAUGAAAUUCAACGAUGGUUUAUUACUGAGUCAGUUACAGUGUACAAUUUGCUUUCACGUGUGAUGUUGUUCCUGUUAGAUGCAGAAGUGAUGAAUCGCACACAAACACUGUUACGUGGUUCACCAUCCGCGGGAAAUCGUUCCAGUCUGUCUGAAGCUGGAUAUCCGGCAUUUCAACUCACCCAAGCCUUGAUUAAUGAUGUAUCGGAACAAUCUGUGAAUAAAUACAACGCUCUGUUAGCUUGGCUGGAGUGUCUGAUGGAGUCGUUCAAACGACUUCCCCCUGACUGUAACUUUCUUGAUGGCUUUUGUAAUGCGUUAUUUCUUCUUUCUCUAAUUGGAUCCCCCACGUUCAUAUCAGCUUGUUCAACUGGCAGUAAUUUAUCGGUGAACAACUAUUCUUCAAAUUCUUUACUUAGUUCAGUUUGUCUCACUUCUCUCGCAUGCAUUCAAGAGAUGGUUGAUCGCAAAGACCUAACGACGGAAGUGAUGCAGAGGAAUCUUUGGAAUUUAUUCCCCAUUUUACAAUAUCAUCUUAGUUUGAGCACGGGAGAAACGGCUAUGCCGUGGUCUGUAACAAACGGAGGCCAACAUCAAGUUAGGUCUUACAACAAGAAUUUGGCAGAAACUGUGGCAGCGGACACUGAGAGUCAGGUGAACACCACGGAGUAUCAGCUGAAACUACUCGACAUCCUCAAGAGUGUGAUGACGAACUUUUUCCAUCAACUUUUUAGUUCGACACCUUUAGCCACUACAGUGGGUGUCGACCCAUUUCGUUUUCUUGGCUUGCUUCAUGAUUUUACAUUUGCUACACUUGAUUUGGACACUUAUGUAUCAAGCUUAAGCGUUUGGAAUGCUUUCCUAGAAUUUCUAAAUGUACAAUACUGUUCAAGUUCAGACAAGCUAGGUUCGUCUUGCAUGGACUCACUUCCUUCCAAUCUUCAUGAAUCAUUGUUCACAUUAGGGAAAGCACUAUUUUCUCGCCUCUUGCAUUCAGAAUCUGCUAACUUUCUCGAAACGUUGGACCAAGAUGUUUCCGAGGAUGGUUCGGAAUAUACAACUUACUACUCUUCAGACACACCAGAAAACCACGAUGUGAUGGUACUUUUUCGCCAUGACAAUUCUUUAAACAAGGUGACCUCUGAGCCAUCGGAGUAUCGUAUGUUUUUGCGAGAGACAUUAACAACGCUGGCUGCAGUGCUUGGUUUCGUACCUGGACCCUUGAUCAAUGUUAUUCUUGGUCGAUAUUACGCUGCCUGGAAUGAUUACGUUAACUUCAUUCAGUCCUCUGAUGUACUUUCCUCCGGUGGGGUAGUUUUUCAACUACGAAGUCAACCGCUUCAUCGAGUUCAUUGGUCUUUGAGGGAUUUCGCUACAAUUACACAGACGGUGGGUUUCGUCAUGGACUCUAUCAGCACUUCCGUUUCAUCUUCUAUUCAUGACAUUCUACAGUCUUUACUCUAUUGUUUGAUCCUCAAUAAUCAGGUGGUAACACAUCUAAACUCUUUGAAACAACCUUUAAUUCGGUCGGAUAUAAUUACUGUCAUCGUGGAGAACCUCAUGACAUUACAGUCCAUUAUUCUCGGGAAUUAUUUACUAUUGACGAGUGACCAAUCAGCUAUGAUACCUGGAAAAAUCCCUCUCAGUGCAGAACAAAAAGAUUUGCUCAUGACUCAAAUAAUGCAAGCAUUAGCUGCGUUUUGUUUGCCAGUAAACAGUCUUCCAUCGACCGUUCCACCCCCGAUACAGGUUUGUAGCGCCAGGCUGUUUAAUGCGAUAUGCACAUCUACUCUUUUCAACGAAUCGUCAAUAAAUCCUUCUCCAAAGACAAACUCAUCCACAAUACGUGAUAUUUUCUUCCAAUUUAUGGAAAUCUUAUGUGACGAGAAACAGCGUGCUCUUCUCCCGUUCAACGUACUGCGUAUUCUUUUACGCAGUUGUGUGCAAUUUCUGGCUCCACUUCCUCUAGAGGAAGCAACCGUUACCGGUGAUCUGCUGGAGAGGUUGGUAUUGCGCUGUUACUCUCCUUACCUAAAACAAAACGUCUUACAUGAAGACCCAGUCGUGCAUAUGCUCAGUUUGGGUUUACUGAACGAUGCAGUCGAUGGGAUGGACUCCCUGUCCAGCUAUGCUCGACGUCAUAUGCAAACGAUCCUUGCCGGGUUAGGACUUCUCGAAGAGUUGGUGUUGUGCGCCACUCGUAUUUUGUCCACUGACGUGCACGCAUCGAUUAAUGUGAUUCGUGCAUGUACUGCAUAUCUGACUUUUUUCACCACCUAUAUCCGUGUAUUGUCACAAACUGGAGCGAUCGGUUCAACUAUCCCGGAGUUGCUAGGUCGCAUAAUUCGUGCCCUCUACUCAAACUCAACGGGUUCUCAGUGUGACUCGUUUAUCCCCGCUUGUUUGAUCGAUCGUCUGUUGAAUAUGUUCCUGUUGAUCGCAAAAAAUCGUCGGCUUUUUGUCUCAUUACUGGGCGACAUAUUGAACCUUUGUUUGUAUCGACUUCUUCCUGGUCUGGGAUUCCGUCGGGAUAUGGAUGCGGUGCCCACGGAUGAAAUCCUACCGGAGUUGGUCUUUUCAGCUGGAAUGCAUAACCCCGGUUCUCUCCAACUCUUGUGUGAAUUGUUGUUUGCAGCACUAUCAGAGGGUUUCGCUUUCUUCUUCGAAACCAAACCUCGCGCCAACACGUUUGGAAAUGUGAAUAAUGCGGCCAUGCAAAAUUCCAAUUGGUUUGCCAAUGCUUCACAGCGUUACGUGUUAAUCAAAGCAGAUGAGUUCAAUCGUAUAAUGCUUGUGUUGACUUCGGUGUUUCAUGAACGACAAGUUAGUUCCAGCUUGAUUUCAUUUACCCUGGAUGGCCUAUGUGCACUUCAUCGACUGCGCAAAUUAUUCGACUUGCAACCGUUCAAUUCGUACUGGCUACCCGAGCUGAUGCACAAACUUCUCAGUCUGCUUAUCAACAAACAGCACGACUCCUCCAAGGAUGCCAUCUUAAGUGGACUACAUUCACUGACUGUAUCUGGGAUGACCCAGUAUGAAGUGGCUGAUUGGAACAAAUCUUCCACUUUUCCCAAGUGCUCUGCAUUUUUUGUACAGUAUUUUUUACCUGCUUUCUUCAACACAUUACCUUAUUUUGACGGGACCCAGCAAUCCAUCGUCUUAGCACACUUUUAUCGAUCUUCUCAAACAGUUUCACCAAAUGCGCCAAAUCCGGUUGAAUUGAUCGAUCUUUCGAACCUUGAUACUUUCGGUCAGUUGAUUACCCAGUUGGUGAUCGAUUUACGAGCUUUCCGUGCGAACAGUGCUACUAAGACCAGUCUGCCAUCGCCUUCUGAUCCGGAGAAGACUACAUAA